AGAAGACAAAAAUGUAAUUUCGCUUCAUUCAGAGCCUCUGAAUACAUUUUCCAACACAAACAUCAAUAACAAAAGUUUAUGUACAUUUUUUGUUCUGUCGUUGAAAUAGUAAAUCACAAUUUUAAACAAAACUUUUCGACAACAAAAUGACAGCUAUAUUUCUUUAAAUUACUAAGUGAGUUCGAACUGCACAAAUAAAGACAUUAUACAAAAAAUGAUAAAACGCUGUUAUUUUAGAUGAAUCCUACAAAGGCUCUGGAAAAUGGAUUGCUAAGACCCAUCUGCCAGCUGGGAUGUGCUUUGAAUGGAAAUGGGUUGUUAUCCAUCGCGAUCACUACUCCGCUUACCGGUGGGAGGAGUGUGAGAAUAGAAUUUCAACACUGGAGAAACACAGUGGACGAUACCUCGCCCCGUGGAAUAACGCUAUGGUGUUCAACGAAGAGUCAUGCACUCCAGAAAACGAUGAAAGACAACCCAAUCUCAUGGAGGAACACACAACGCCGAACCCUGAAAUCGGAACACAGGUGGUGUCGCGAUUCGCACCAUUCUCAAGAAGACUCUUUGGUAGAAUUUUCGGGCUCUUUUAUGACACAAGGUCUCUGAUAUUUUCUACGUUUGAAGCUGUUCGAAACAUAAUGGUUCGAUCUAGCUAUCGCCGAGGAGGCAGAGGGUCGUCAAUGGAGGACGAGAGGAAUCUGAGGAUGUGGGUGUAGACAUGGUCGACGGAACUAUAAGCCGCUAAUCUAGAACAGGGGACUGAUAAUCAACCAAUCUUUUUUACUUGCUCAACUAUUUACUUUUUUUUUAAAUUUUGAAUCAUGACAAUCAUCAGUGAUGCCAAAUAGUCAUCAGGUUUUUCGAAACAUUCUUCGGUGUUGCCGAACAUUCAUCAGAUUUGCCAAACAUCAAUGUUGCCAAAUAAUCGCUAGUGUUGCCACGUAAGACAAAACCUCUAGCACGUCACAAUGUUACACCCUUUCCGAAACAGAACACAACUCUUGGAAUUUUCUUCUGGAUUCACGAAAUUCAUUUUAAAUAUCAGCUGGUGGUAAAUAGGCAAAGACUCAUUUCACCAAAAUACACAGUCAGAGAACCUGUUCUUUUCCAUGGAGUCUGUAGAACACCGGAGCAUGCGCGCCCGCCUCGCGGAACCUAGACCAGUAUGCAAUUCAGAUCUCACAAGUUUUGUUUUGUACACAUUUUUGCUUUGACUGAACAUUUUCUAUUUAAAGAUUGUUUAACCAUU
This is a messenger RNA of Ostrea edulis (European flat oyster), 1246 nucleotides long. RefSeq lists its product as uncharacterized. The transcript has 2 exons. The coding region runs from base 294 to 713 and encodes 139 amino acids. Lineage: Eukaryota; Metazoa; Mollusca; Bivalvia; Ostreida; Ostreidae. The record is from RefSeq and is a predicted model, not a curated record.